Molecule: messenger RNA, 303 nt
Organism: Melampsora larici-populina 98AG31
Lineage: Eukaryota; Fungi; Basidiomycota; Pucciniomycetes; Pucciniales; Melampsoraceae
Exons: 2
Coding region: 1-303 (100 amino acids)
Source: RefSeq, a predicted model, not a curated record
AUGCCCGCAACACGUUCCAAAUCAACACGCUCUAAAUCUAAAUCAGCAAGCAAGUCAAAACCAGGCAACGCCGGCAAAUCCAAAACUAACACUAAGAAACCCCGUCGCUUGCAAUGUGCUGCAACUCCAGAUGAGCAAGCUGUGGAUUCAAGUGAUGAGCCCAAAGUAGAAGAUGAUCACAAGAAAGAAGAACAUCAUGCUAUGCUGCCUACCCUGGCCAACUAUGCCAAUGUGGAUAUUGAAUGGACUGACACCUAUGCAGAUAAGCUUUUAGCCAGGCGCAAGACCGGCUCCAACAAUUGA